Messenger RNA from Oryzias latipes (Japanese medaka), 4867 nucleotides. RefSeq lists its product as uncharacterized. Gene Ontology annotation, cellular component: myosin II complex; cytoplasm; myosin filament. The record is from RefSeq and is a predicted model, not a curated record. Gene Ontology annotation, molecular function: microfilament motor activity; actin filament binding. Lineage: Eukaryota; Metazoa; Chordata; Actinopteri; Beloniformes; Adrianichthyidae.
ACGCCUUCAGACCCCCAGACAGCUAACCGGGAGGAGGUGUUUGCUCCUGGAGGGGGAAUGAGGAGCACCUGUGUUUGGGAGCUGACCAACAGUUGGAAAAAGACGAUAGGAAUGUUUGGAGCUUAAUAAGGAAGUGGAACAGAAGGGGAGAAAAAGGCUGACAGGUGGAGGUGAGCAGAUGGGGAGGCUGUGGUGAGAGGAGUUAUUAUUACCCCCCCCCCCAUCCUACAUGAGAACAGCUGGAGGAGACUUGACUCCCUGCAGACACGCAGAACCUCAGCCGGGCUCGGCACUCCUCAAAGCGCUCUUCCUGUUGUGACGGGAAUGCUGGGAAUAUCUGAGAUGUUGGCUGUGCGGUGCCCCCCCCUCACUGAUGACUCUGAGGAAUCCAACAGGAUCCUGACAGGACCUGGACCAGAACCAGAAGCUGAGGACCUAGACUGGGACGGGUACAGCGCUUCACUGGAGCACAGAGCAGCAGCUGAUCCGGAGAGCUCACCGGCCUUUCAGCAUCCCUGCGUGCAGCGGGGCCGGUGUGAGCUGGAGCGUCAGCUGUCCGGCCUCUCCGACCGUCUGGAGGAGGAGGAGGCCUGCUCCGCCCAGCUGGCCCUGCACAGAGACAGACUGGAGGAAGAGUGCUGCAGCCUCCGGAGGCGCCUGGACGGCCUGGAGACGGCCCUGACGGCGGCUGAGCAGGACAAGCAGCAGUCAGACGGUGAGGUGAGGAGGCUGGCGGAGCAGCUUCUCCAGAGGAACGAGGCCGUGAAGAAGCUGCAGAGGGAGAAGGAGCAUUUGGCGGAGCUCAGCCAGCAGGCCAUCGAGGACCUACAGAUGGAGGAGGAGAAGGUGAACAAGCUGGCCAAAGAGAAAACCAAGCUGCAGAUGCAGGCUGAAAAUUUGGAGAACGAGCUGGAGAAGAGCAGGAAGAGGCUGGAGAGCGACAGCAGAUCCCCUUUGGAGGGACCCAUACUGUCAGAGAAGAUGAGGAACGGGCUGGAGGAGCUCAUCAAAAGGAAGGACUUGGAGAUCAGCAGCACCAGCAGCAGGCUGGAGGCAGAGGAGGCCCUAAACAUCGGGCUGCAGAGGAAAAACAAGGAGCUGCAGGUUCGCAUGGAGGAGCUGGAGGAAGAGCUGGAAACCGAGCGUGCCAUGAGAGCCAAGGUGGAGAAGCAAAGGGCGGAUCUGAGCAGAGAGCUGGAGGAUCUGUCCGACCGUCUGGAGGAGGCGGGAGGCGUCAGCGCUUCACAGAAGGAGGUGAACAAGAAGAGAGAGGCCGAGCUCCAGCGUCUGAGACGGGACCUGGAGGAGUCCUGUGUUCAGUCUGAAGCUGUGGCUGCGUCUUUGAGGAAGCGGCACGCCGAGGAGGUGGCAGAGCUCAGCGAGCAGUGUGAGGCCCUGCAGAGGACCAGAGCCAAGCUGGAGAAGGAGAAGCAGAACCUGAGGAUGGAGGUCGACGACCUCACAGCAUCAUUGGAAAGCCUGCAGAAAGCGAAGAUGUCGUCUGAGAGUCACGUAAAGAGGCUGGAGGAGCAGCUGACGGAAGCAAACAGGAGAGGAGAUGACCUGCAGAGAACUCUGGCCGAGCUCAACGUGGCAAAGAGCAGACUGACAGCUGAUCACACAGAGGCCAGUCGACAGAUGGAGGAGGCGGAGAGCAAAGUGAGCCAGCUGAGCCGCACCAAGAUGCUGCUCCAGGCCCAAGUGGAGGAGCUGAAGAAGCAGCUGGAGGAGGAGCUGAAGUCUAAGCAGGCUGUCAGCAGCACUUUGAGUUCAGUGCGGCAGGAGUUUGAGGGGCUGAAGGAGCAGCUGGAGGAGGAGCAAGAGAGCAAGCAGGAGAUGCAGCGCCUCGUUUCCAAACUCAACAAUGAGGUGACGCACUGGAGGACCAAGCAUGAAGCGGAUGUGAUUCAGCAUGCUGAUGAGCUGGAAGACACCAGAAAGAAGCUGGCAGCCAGGCUUCAGGAGGCUGAGGAGGUUGUGGAGGCCACCCAAGCCAAAUGCUCCUCACUGGAAAAAAACAAGCACAGGCUGCAGGGAGAGGUGGAGGAGCUGUGCAUGGACCUGGACAAGGCCAACAGUUGCGGUCAGGCGUUGGAUAAGAAGCAGCGCAUCCUGGAGAAGCAGCUGGCAGACUGGAAGCAGAACUGUGAGGAGCUGGUGGUGGAGGUGGAAAGCUGCCAAAAGGAGAGCCGGCAGCAUGCCAGCGAGCUCUUCAAGCUCAAGACCACUCAAGAGGAGCUCCUGGAGCAGCUCGAGGCUCUGCGCAGAGAAAACAAGGCUUACCAAGAGGAGAUAACUGACCUGACAGACCAGCUGUCUGAUGGCGGGAAGAGCGUCCACGAGCUGCAGAAAGCAAGAAAGAAGAUUGAGAUGGAGAAGGAGGAGCUGCAGGCGUCACUGGAGGAGUUGGAGGCAGCGUUGGAGGCGGAGGAGACAAAGGUUCUGAGGCUGCAGCUGGAGUCGUCUCAGACUAAAGGAGAGCUGGAGCGCAGACUGCAGGAGAAGGAGGAGGAGAUCGAGACCGCAAGGAAAAGCCACCAGAGGGUGCUGGAGUCCCUACAGGCCACUCUGGAUGUGGAGGUGAAGGGACGGGCGGAGGGCCUGAAGCUGAAGAAGAAGCUGGAGGCUGACCUGGUGGAGCUGGAGCUGCAGGUGGACCUGCUCACCAAAAGCAACGCCGAGCUCAGCAAAAGCCAGAAGAAGCUGCAGCAGCAGAUGAAGGAGCUUCAGGCUCAGCUGGAGGAGGAGGUGCACAGCCACGAGGUGAGCAGGGAGGAGCAGGCAGCUCUGGAGCGGCGCUGUGCUGUGCUGCUCGGUGAUGGAGAGGGCUCCCGCACCGCCCUGGAGAACUCAGAGAGGGCCCGCAAGGCCCUGGAGGCGGAGCUGCAGGAGGCCGGCGAGAAGUCCAGUGAUCUGAACAACCAGCUCCAGUUGGCUCUGAGUGGGAGGAGGAAGCUGGAGGUGGACCUCCAGACUCUGCAGCAGGAGCACGAGGAGCUGCAGGCGGAGCUGAGAGGAAGCGGGGAAAAGGCGAAGAAGGCCGGCGUUGAGCUGGCACGAGUAGGAGAGGAGCUUCGUCUGGAACAGGAGCACGCGCUCCUUCUGGAGAGGGCCAAGAAAGGUCUGGAAGGCCAGAUCAAAGACAUGAGCGGGAGGCUGGAGGAGGCCGAGCAGAUCGCUCUGAAGGGAGGGAAGAAGAUCAUCCAGAAGCUGGAGGCGAAGGUGAAGGACUUGGAGCAGGAGUUGGACUCGGAGCAGAAACGGCACGCUGAGACGGUGAAGACGCUGCGGAAAAACGAGCGCCGCCUGAAGGAGCUGCUGUUUCAGUCCGAGGAGGACCAGAAGAACCAGCAGCGGAUGCAGGAGCUGGUGGAGCGGCUGCAGAACAAGAUGAAGGCCUACAAGAGACAAGUGGAGGAAGCUGAGGAGCAGGCCAACGUGAACCUGGCCAAGUACAGGAAGACGGUCCACGAGCUGGACGACGCAGAGGAGCGGGCCGACAUCGCAGAGUCAGCGCUCACCAAGAUCAGGAGCAAGAACAGAAGCAGCUUCGGGAAAGGCCACUCCUCUGGUUACAGCACGCCGUACCCCGGCCUGGCGCGCUCCCCCAGCUCUGUGGGCUCAGAGGGCCGAGGAGAGAAGAUGCUGAACGACGAAGGCGAGUCGGUCAGCUCGCUCAUCCCCGCAUACCUGAACUCCCUGAAGAAGCUGAUGAUCGAGGAUUGAUGAAGACUCUGCAGCCAUUUCUGCCACAGCUGGACCUUAUUGCAGAAACUCCUCUGGUGUCUAAACUUAGCUUUAAACGCAGUUAACGCUUCAUUUCCUCCUCACAGAUUUGGACUCUAGAGUUUUUAGACAGGAUAAUGUUGAGAUGUGGUUCUGCUGUUUAUAUAUCUGGGAAACUUUCACCGAAAAACAAACUUUUAUGCUGAAAAUAUCAAUUUUAUACAAAGAAAAGUGGUCAGAUUUCGGCUUCAUUCCUAUUCAGAGGCCAGUUUCUGGUUUCACUUAGAAGCUUGUUGUCUUUCACAGCUGUUUCAAGAGGAAAACACAAGAGGACUCUUGAUUCUGUUCGUUCUCUGGUUAGUAUCUGAAAAAGAAGGUCGAUGAGGGGAAGGAGGUGAACAAACUCAUCUGUUCCUUCACUCACACUCUGGUUGGUUACUUACCGAAACACUACCUCAAAUCAAAAAUAUAUACCAGAUGCUGGCAGUGCAUUGUGGGAAAAAAUGACCAUAACCCGGUAAAGUCCAUUACAUCAAAGAUUUGACAGAAGAAUUAAACAUUUUGGAGUUGCUGUAUUUUUAAAACCCUUUGAUGAAAUCUACAUAAACAAAUUUGCAUCAUUUUUUUUUACGAGAUAUAGAUCGUAUAAAUUAUUGGGUGACAGUUUUUAGUUUUUUUCAGGGCAGAAAACAUGGACCACGUUCUACACAACAUGUUUUUAAGUUUGGACUCUCGCUAAUUAACAGACUUUUUUUUACUGAGAUAAAUAAAAUUCAUACAAACUUCAGCGGAGAAUUGCUGCUCCUGAAAUAUUUGUUUUCUAAAUCAUUUUGAUCCAUCGCUAAAGUCUACUGUGAUUUUUGCAUUUUCAUGUUAAAGACUGUCUGGAGAUGUGUGUUUAGGACACAGACAUGUAAAGACUGCUUUUUGGAGACAAUUAUAGAUGAUUUGGAAAUAUUUUCACAUGUGGUUCAGUUCAGUAAACUCCAGCCUGGAGCGACCUGAACCCAAACUCAACAGAAAAGGAAAAUGAAACAUCCAACCAAGCUCAGAUGAAUGUAUUAAGAUUCUUAUAAGCCACUCUAUUCAGGUUUAUCUUCUAUCUAAUCUGCAUUUUAGAAUAAACUACUUCUGAACGUGA